AUGGCCUCUCCAGGCUCACAGGAUGACAAGCACAUCCUGGUAACGGGCGCAAACAGCGGCCUCGGAUUCUCGAUUUGCUGCCGUCUGGCUGAUGAAUUUCUCGCGACCCACCCGACAUCCGGGACCAUCAGCGUGAUUUUCACGACUCGCAGCACACGCAAAGCUGAAGACACUCGCCGCCGCCUCGAAGCACACGUCCAAUCCUCUGCGGGCCCCGAGGCCCAAAAGCGAGUCCAUUUUGUUCCCGAGCUCGUCGACCUCUCCAACCUUCUCUCCGUGCGCAGCCUCUCCCGCCGACUCCUCCAAAAUUUUCCGAAGCUCGAUGCCAUCGUGCUGAACGCCGGCCUGGGCGGUUGGUCCGGCAUCGAUUGGCCCAGGGCUGUCUUCGGCGUCCUCACGGACCUCCUGCACCAAGUGACAUGGCCGUGUUACAAGAUUGCGCGAGUCGGCUGCGUGACUGAAAAACAAACCAAAACGGAAGAAGAGCCACCACUUGGCGAAGUUUUCUGCGCCAAUGUCCUCGGCCACUAUAUGCUCGCGCAUAACGUGGUGCCCCUGCUGAAAAAAGCUGGAGCGCCUGAUGGACCGGGCCGGAUCGUCUGGAUCUCCAGCAUCGAGGCUACGCAUAGAUUUUUCAAUGUAGAAGAUAUCCAAGGCUUGCGCUCUCACUCUCCUUAUGAAUCGUCGAAGGCUCUCACGGAUAUUCUGGCACUGACCUCAAAUCUACCCAGUGUGGCUCCUUGGGCCGUGGAUAGCUUUCUGUCCGACGGCACUGACAGGAAGGAUGUCAAGACGGAGGACUUGCCUGUCACAUACGUUGCGCACCCGGGUAUUUGUGCCACGGCUAUCGUCCCUUUGGCCUUACCCCUGAUGUGGGCCAUGGUCGCUUCUUUCGCGUUUGCACGACUGCUUGGUUCUCCUUGGCAUCCUAUUUCGACUUAUCUUGGCGCCUGUGCGCCAGUGUUCCUUGCCUUGGCGGCCAAAAAUGCAAUCGAGGCUGCUGAGGCCCCGUACCAGCAGGCUGGUGGCGGACGAGCGAAGUGGGGAUCUACUUCUACUCUUUUCGGCACUGGAGGUUAUGCAUCCACCGAGACAGACGGGUGGGGCCAUGGAGGCGUCGUUGGCAGGCCGGUUGUCGAAGCUGAUCGGCAAAGACAAAGGAAACGAGGCGCAAUUGAUCUCACUCGCGAAGAUAAAGAGUACUUUGUGGAGCUGGGCCGCCAAUGCUGGAAGCAAAUGGAGCAGCUUCGGGUCCAAUGGGAAGGUAUCCUCGACAGGGCUGAGAAAUCUGCAUAG
Penicillium chermesinum is the source of this 1296-nucleotide messenger RNA. RefSeq names its product 3-keto-steroid reductase. NCBI's taxonomy places the organism in Eukaryota, Fungi, Ascomycota, Eurotiomycetes, Eurotiales, Aspergillaceae. The record is from RefSeq and is a predicted model, not a curated record. Gene Ontology annotation, cellular component: lipid droplet; endoplasmic reticulum membrane; mitochondrial outer membrane. The transcript has 2 exons. The coding region runs from base 1 to 1296 and encodes 431 amino acids. Gene Ontology annotation, biological process: ergosterol biosynthetic process. Gene Ontology annotation, molecular function: 3-beta-hydroxysteroid 3-dehydrogenase (NADP+) activity.